Priapulus caudatus is the source of this 2316-nucleotide messenger RNA. RefSeq names its product ubiquitin domain-containing protein UBFD1-like. Bases 6 to 908 code for a protein of 300 amino acids. The record is from RefSeq and is a predicted model, not a curated record. Lineage: Eukaryota; Metazoa; Priapulida; Priapulimorpha; Priapulimorphida; Priapulidae. The transcript has 8 exons. Gene Ontology annotation, molecular function: cadherin binding; RNA binding.
UAAUCAUGGCGUCCGUAGAUGGUAAGCGAAGUUAUUGUACAGAUGCUGAUGUGAAAACAGCUGGAGACGAGUUGAUAUUUGAAACGGGUGAAUCUGAAGCUACUACGGAUAGUGUCACUCAACAGCAAUCAGAUGUUGGCAAUGAUACAGAUAUGGUAACAGAGUGUCCAGGUACUAGUGCUAUCACGGAAUCGGGUGAUAUGCAGGAAGAUGUAGCGAACAAGGAGAUGGUGGAUUUUAAAGUUGUGUUUAACAAGCAGAGGUUAGAUGUUAGCUUUCCUGUGGAUGACAAAGUCAGCUCUCUUAAAGCACAUAUUCACAAAAUCACAGGAGUGACACCUGCGAUGCAAAAGCUCAUGUUCAAAGGCCUAAUGCAAGAUGAGAAGACAUUGCGUGAGCUUAACGUGUCAACUGGCGCCAAGCUAAUGUUGGUUGGUUCCAAGCUGAAUGAUGUGAUUGCUGUUAGCAGCGUUAACCCAGAGAAGAUUCGAGCGGAGGACAAGGCGCAAGAAUCUGUGAAAAAGGAGCCUGUUUCUAGACAGAAAAUGCAUAAAAAAGUAAUUGAUAGAGGAAUACCUGAAGAUUGCAUGGCUGGAGUAAAAUCAGUAAAGGAGAGACUCCCACCAGUACCUGUUCAUGGCUUCAAUAAGAAUGGCAGCAAAGUGAGGCUUACAUUCAAACUGGAGUCUGAUCAGCUGUGGAUAGGAACGAAAGAACGAACAGAUAAGAUUCCAAUGGCAUCCAUCAAGAAUAUCGUGAGUGAAGCCAUAGAGAAACAUGAGCAGUAUCAUAUUGUGGGAAUUCAGCUGGGCCCAACGGAAGCCUCACGAUACUGGAUUUAUUGGUUCCCUGCUCAAUACGUGGAUGCACUGAAGGACACAGUCAUGGGAAAGUGGCAGUUCUUCUGACGUUUGUAUCAGUGCAGAUGUGCGUGGCAGAAGCUUCACAACUCUAAUGCUGUAUUGAGUUGUAGCUGCGCACGUGUGUGCAUGUGUGCCAGUCUAGGGAAGCGAAGUUGUGAACUCGUGGAAAGAUGUGCAUACUUUAGAGAUAACAAAUUGCUAGUGUUUCAACAAUGUAGGUCACAUCCCUUGCUUGUCUUCUCAAAUAUGUCACCUUUUCUCUCAGGCAUCGCUUUCAGGAAUCCAGGGACACAAAUUAUUUCAAUUUUGUCACUGCUGGAUUGCUACAGUACAACUCCUUUUCGUACCUACAUUUCUCCUGCGUACAGUGUUGAUAUCGUAUGUGUCCCUUAUUGGAAUACUGUGCAACAGACUAGAUCUGUAAUAUUGUCAUCGUUUAGAAGUCGAGGCUUAGUUGUUGCAGGUUAAGGAAUUUGUGAUAACGAAGGUUUGUGCUGAGUAAAUCCUGGUAGCCGUCUUGUCAGGGCGUGGUGUGAGCUAGUGAAUUCAGAGUGUAUGCAUGUAACCCAUGUGAAUAUGUUAUUUUUGUGUUCGAAAAUAUGAAUUGUACUUUGUAAAUAUUGUUCAAAACAUGCAUCUGCAUGCGUGUAAGUGUAUAUGUGUUUGCGUCCGUGUGUGCAUCCGCGCGUGUAGGCGUGUGUACGUGUGAACAUGUAUGUGUGCAGUCUUAGUGUUAAAACCCAGUGAUUUAUGAAUGCUUCAUCACCGAUGUUUCGGAAAACUAGAGCUUGUAGUGUGUCUGUAAAUCUGUCAACAUGAAUAUUAUGCAGUGGAAAUGGUUAAGGAAUCUAUAUGCCUUCUUCGUUUACUAGUUUUGACAUAAACAGAUAGUCAUCAUAUCAAUAUGCAUACUACACAUUACAGUGGUGUAAUGGAUUUCGAAGCAGCUUGAUUAAUUUGUCAGUUUGUACUAAUCACAUUCAUGAAGAAGUACGCACAAAAACAUAGAUGCUUGAUUAAAAAUUCUUAUUUGUUAAGCAUAACCGAUGCUCCUGCUGAUUAUAAUGCUGACAGGUAGUAUGCAGAUAUAAUGUGUAUUCAUAUGCACCUAUAUGAAUAAGCUGGGUGAAACAAGCGUGCGCACCGCACCGGUGUAAUAUAUCGAGUCCGGAGCGUGGAAUGGUGGUGGAUUACUGAACACCACGAUUCGCUAUACAUGAUUUCAGAAUGUAGAACCUUGUUCCGUGCGUUAUUCACGUAGCAGAUACAUAUAUAUCAAUGUACCUGUCAAUAUGGCAGAUACUUUGUUGAUCGCAUAGCCGCUGGUUGGUGCAGACAGUACGCAUUGCGUUUUUAGUCCCUUAUUUAUUUAAAGCCAUAUCCACUUAUACAAUACUGUGCAAAAAGCUUGAAAUGUUAUAUUUGCUAUUAAAAUGCAUUUUUCAAUAACGUA